Molecule: messenger RNA, 645 nt
Organism: Cladophialophora yegresii CBS 114405
Lineage: Eukaryota; Fungi; Ascomycota; Eurotiomycetes; Chaetothyriales; Herpotrichiellaceae
Exons: 1
Coding region: 1-645 (214 amino acids)
Biological process (GO): negative regulation of protein kinase activity
Cellular component (GO): nucleolus
Molecular function (GO): protein kinase binding; double-stranded RNA binding; protein kinase inhibitor activity
Source: RefSeq, a predicted model, not a curated record
AUGUCCGAGCCCAUCCCCGAAGCAAUACCCACGUCCGCAGACCCGCGGUCGCGCCGUCCCAUCAAACGCGCCCGCAUCCCAGGCUCGACCAACCCCAACGCCAAAGCAGCACUCGUGCAGGCCAACGAGAUCGAGACCCUCUUCCUCGACCCGGCGCGCGAGGUCAAAAUCCCGCCCCCAGCGUCUUCUGAGGUGGCCAAGAGAUCGAUCCCCGCGCCGCCGGAGAUCGUCGCGAACGUGCAGGGCAGCUCCGCGGGCGCGGGAUCCGGCGAGUUCCACGUCUACAAGGCGAGUCGGCGGCGGGAGUACGAGCGGUUGCGGAUCAUGGACGAGGAGGCGAAGAAAGAGGAAGAGGACAGGGAAUGGGCGGAGAAGGAACGGGAGCGGAAAGAGCGGGACGAGGAGAAGACGCGCAAGAAUCGCGAGAGGCGCAAUAAGAAGCGUAAGGGGAAGGAUAAGAGUAAGAGUCCCGCCGCUGCGGAGAACGGACUGAGCGAAGAAGGCCCGAAGGAUAAGAAACCGCGUGGGAACUUGGCUGUCCCUGUCCCUGUCCCUGCAAGGGCGGAGGAUGCGGAGUCGUCGACGGAUUUUGGGGUUGCAGCUGUGGUGCAGGAGAGUGGGAUCACCAUUCACGAUGACGAUUAG